Molecule: messenger RNA, 957 nt
Organism: Aplysia californica (California sea hare)
Lineage: Eukaryota; Metazoa; Mollusca; Gastropoda; Aplysiida; Aplysiidae
Product: sodium/potassium/calcium exchanger 2
Exons: 1
Coding region: 1-957 (318 amino acids)
Biological process (GO): intracellular calcium ion homeostasis; calcium ion transmembrane transport
Cellular component (GO): membrane
Molecular function (GO): calcium channel activity; calcium, potassium:sodium antiporter activity
Source: RefSeq, a predicted model, not a curated record
AUGACGCACACACAUCUCCGGAAGUACAUGUCUCGAAGGACACGUGGAGCCAGACUAUUGGGGCUCACGGCUGUCUUCGUUAUAGGAUAUCUCUGCUCCUUGGGCAUCGCCGUGUACACCUACCUAGCUGCCCCUACAUCGUGGAACGGCGAUGUCGCAGACAAAGGCGGAGGUGAGGUCGACAUACUGGCACACACAUUGGAAGCAGGGGCACAGGAAGUGAUCCGAAUCGGGAACUCUGUGAAAAAUGACUACAUUUCUCCGGAGAUAGUUGGUAGACAUCUGCUGGCCGCCAACAAAAGCGACGGGUCGUACCCGGAUGCGGUUUUUACUCUAGAGCAGCGGGAAGAUGGCGCUGUUGUGCUGCACGUAUUAGGAAUGAUCUACAUGUUCAUAGCUUUAGCUAUCGUCUGCGAUGAGUUCUUUGUGCCCUCUCUGGGCGUCAUCACGGAGAAAUUGGACAUCUCAGAAGACGUGUCCGGCGCCACAUUUAUGGCGGCUGGCGGUUCUGCUCCAGAGCUUUUCACCAGCAUAAUCGGGGUCUUCAUCGCAAAGAAUGACGUGGGAAUCGGCACUAUCGUCGGUUCUGCCGUCUUCAACAUCCUUUUCGUCAUCGGGAUGUGCGCAUUGUUUAGUAAAGAAGUUCUCAAGCUUACGUGGUGGCCAUUGUUUCGGGACGUAACAUUCUACAGUAUCUCUCUCAUGUUUCUCAUAGGCUUUUUCUCGGACGAUAUUAUCUACUGGUGGGAGGCGCUCUUACUGUUCCUGUGUUAUUUGUCCUACGUGAUUUUCAUGAAGUUUAACAGCAAGGUUGAAGUACGGUUCAAGUCGUGCUUACAACGGUGCAAGUGUGCGGGGAAUAAAGUCAACAAUAGUGAUCAACUACUGAACGAGCGGGUAACUAUUGAAACAUUCUGCUUACUCCGUGUGUGCACAUGUGACUGUGUGCGUCUCUAG